AUGUCUGACGAAGAAUUCAUCAUGGACGAUGCGGCCGACGAGGAUUACGACUUCGAAUACGAGGAGGACGACGAAGUCGAUGAUGCCGAUGCCGACAUCGAGAACCUCUACUUCAAUGCAAAAAGCAUCAAGGAGACAGAUCCGGACGGCGCGAUACGAGAGCUCAAGGCGGUGGUAGAAGCCGAGAAAGAGAAAGGCGAUUGGAGUUUCAAGGCGUUGAAACAGCAGACCAAGAUCUACUUCCACCGCGGACGUCACGCAGAAGCGCUCGAAACGUAUACAGAGCUGCUCUCGUACACCAAGAACGCGGUCACGCGCAACUACUCGGAAAAGUCCAUCAACAACAUCCUCGAUUACGUCUCGAAUGCUACAGAUGUGGGCCUUUCGACGAUGCAGUCCUUUUACGACGUCACCAAGUCAGCGCUCGAUCACGCCAAGAACGAGCGACUCUCAGUCAAGACGGAUCUCAAGCUAGCACGACUCUGGCUUGCUCGCAAAGAGUGGAAUCGAUUGGCGAAAUCACUGAAGGAGUUGCGGGCAUAUUGCACAAGUCAAGAUGGCACGGAUGACCAGUCCAAGGGCACCAUCCUGCUCGAGAUCUUUGCACUCGAAAUUCAAAUGUAUGGAGAAGUCGGCAACUUCAAGAAGCUGAAGGAGGUCUACAACUCCACCCUGCAAGUCAAGAGUGCCAUCCCACAUCCUCGUAUCAUGGGCGUCAUCCGUGAGUGUGGUGGCAAGAUGCACAUGUCGGAAAAGAACUGGGCAGCUGCACAGGUCGACUUCUUCCAAGCUUUCCUCAACUACGACGAGGCCGGAAGUACGCAGCGAAUUCAAGUGCUCAAGUACCUCGUUCUGGCACACAUGCUCAUGGGAAGCGAUAUCAAUCCUUUCGACUCGCAAGAGACCAAGCCAUAUAAGAACGACCCCGAAAUAGUGGCUAUGACCAAUCUCGUGGCAGCCUACCAACGCCGAGAGGUCCAUGAAGCCGAGAAAAUCCUACGCGAGAACAAGCGUACCAUCCUCGAAGACUCUUUCAUCAAAGCCUACAUUGACGACGUACUUCGAGGACUGCGCACGCAAUAUCUCAUCGAUACAAUCAAGCCUUACUCUCGCAUCCAGCUUGGCUACUUAGCACAACAGCUCAACAUCGGCGUCGACCAAGUCGAAGAUUUGCUCAUGUCGCUCAUCUUGGACGAGAGUAUCAAGGCACGGAUUGAUCAGGUGGGGCAGUACGUCGAACUUGAUCGCAGUGCAAACAGCUCGGGUAAGCCACGCUACCAGGCGCUCAAUAAGUGGAACUCGGAGCUGGAUCGCAUCGGCGCUUCGGUUCACAGCAAACAUGUAUCAGGCGCAGCUAGUGGAUCGGGCAACAUUGUUGGCGGCUCCUUCCUCCGCAUGGGACUUGGUCUGGGAGGUAUGCCGGCUGGGCUCGGCCCUUCCAUCAGAUGA
This is a messenger RNA of Ustilago hordei, 1449 nucleotides long. RefSeq names its product putative COP9 signalosome complex subunit 2. Gene Ontology annotation, biological process: protein deneddylation. Lineage: Eukaryota; Fungi; Basidiomycota; Ustilaginomycetes; Ustilaginales; Ustilaginaceae. The transcript has a single exon. Bases 1 to 1449 code for a protein of 482 amino acids. Gene Ontology annotation, cellular component: COP9 signalosome. The record is from RefSeq and is a predicted model, not a curated record.